AUGAAAUCGGCAGAGGUGAGAGACACCAAGGGGGAGACUCGGGCUCAGGGACGUGUCCGAGCUGACACUGUUACCUCAGUGAGAAGGAAACACUCGCUCUUCUUCCUCCAGAUGUGCUUGGGCCCAACGGAGGCCUGCGAUGUGGCUCCAGGGACCUGCCAAGACGACCAGGCGACGGGCGGCUGCCUCUCCGUGGCAGAAGAAAUUUCCCUGGAUGGAAGAACGCAGACGUUCUUCUCCAAGCAAUGUCUCAGCGGCUACAACAGUCACAUGAAAGUCCCCUUCUCUUUCACCGUGGGGAACGGCCAGUACGUGAGGAUCAACGUCCUACAAUGCAACACAGAUUUGUGCAACUCAGCCACACCUCAAGUGUCCCCAGACACCACCCCGAACGGGCGGCAGUGCCCAACCUGCUUUGCUCUGGGCUCCGCUGCCUGCAACAGUGUAAUCACCCCCUGCACAGGGCUGGAGACCUAUUGCCUGGAUUACACUGGAGAUCUGAACCAAGGUAAAUUUUGCCAGCUGGUCGCAGGGCGGGGGGUGCCUGGGAAUGUCCCGCCCGAAGAGAUCCCUGAGAGCUGGUGGGACCCGGAGUCUGUGCAGAGCCCUGGGCGGGUGGGGCUGCCAGAGGGGUUUUAGACAGAGGAGAGGAGAGAGGAAUUGGGACGUUCCCCUCCCACCCCAGCUCCCCCCGCAGGGAUGCCGCCCUACUCCUGGGUUUGUGACUGUGAAGUACUUGCCACGGGAAGAGUUGUGAUGUCAGGGACGCAGAGCUGGGGAGAGGGCCCAGGAGCGCUGGCUCCUCCCGCUUCAAACUGCUGUAACCACUAAACCCCACUGCCUUUGUGUUCAUUGUGGAGCUAAGCUGCUCUGAGGCAGCUCCUGCUCUCAGUGUGGCCCAAGGCUCCUGGCGCUCUGGGAUGUUUAUAAAAUAACUGAACCGAGCGGGGGGCUGCCGGGGACGGGGGAGCC
Messenger RNA from Pelodiscus sinensis (Chinese soft-shelled turtle), 972 nucleotides. Lineage: Eukaryota; Metazoa; Chordata; Testudines; Trionychidae. The record is from RefSeq and is a predicted model, not a curated record.